CUGACAUCUCAGGAGUACGCUGGACCAGAUCCCAUGUAUGAUUUGCCUCUAAAGCAUCUACCUCUUCCACCAUCGUUGCAUCCCAUUCAGGAAUACCGCAUGCCUGUCUGCAAUUAGCCAGUAUAAAAAUAGGCUCUGCCGAGUAUCCGAUAAAGUCACUAUGAUGCAAAGGGGGGUUUCCCUUUGGUGAGUCGAGUAGAGCGCCUAAGCUGCUGCUGGUGGUGCGCAUCAUGCGCGACCACCUCAGCAUCUCCAUCAGACUCAUCGUGUAUCGAGGAGGAAGCCAUGGAAGAAGAAAGGAAACCAAUGUCUCUCGAAACAAGGUCAUGAAGUUGUUGGAUGUAGGGAAUAACUGGCUGACUAACCAACAUGAUUUGCAACAUCAUUGUGUCUCUUUCUACAUGGAUUUGUUCAAAAAAAAGAGAAGAAAGUGUGGAUAUGAGAUCCUAUCAAGACAUUCCAUGUGUUGUGAAUGAGGAGAUGAAUCAGGCUCUUUGCCAACCUAUUGAGGACGAGGAGAUUAGAAGGGCUGUCUUUGAGUUGGGAUCUGGUAAGUCCCCUGGGCCGAAUGGUUUUCCCGGUCUUUUUUACAGGACCUAGAGAGCAACUUUGUGGGGAAAUUAAAACUUUCUUCUCACAAAGGUCAAUGCCUGAAGGAUGUAACGAUACUCACUUGGUGCUAACACCGAAGAUCUUGAAUCCGGAGAGUAUCCCAAUUCAGGCCUAUUAGUUGUUGCAACUUCCGGUACAAGGUGAUAUCCAAAAUCAUGACAACAAGACUUAAUGUUUUGAUCCCUCAAAUGGUUGAUGAGAUGCAAACGACUUUUAGUGGAGGGAGAGCUAUUCAGGAUAACAUCAUCAUUGUCCAUGAGGUCAUGCACCAUUUCAAGACUCGCCCAAAAGGCGGGAAGUGGGAAAUGAUGAUUAAGCUGGAUAUGAAGAAGGCCUACGAUAUGGUUGAGUGGGAAUGUCUGGAGAGUAUCCUUAGAGCUAUGAUUUUUGCACAUUAAUGGUGUCUUUGGAUCAAAGAGUGCAGUGAGACUGUGCGGUUUUCGGUCUUGUUCAAUGGUCAACCCUCAGAGUUCUUUCAGCCGUCCACAGGCAUCUGUCAGGGAGACCCACUCUCUCCAUUGCUUUUCAUUCUCCUUACUAAUGCGCUUUCUUUUCUCAUUUCCAAGAGUGUUCAGGAAGGUACUUUUCAAGGCAUUUCUCUUAACCCAAAUUGUCCUAGACUUACCCAUGUGCUUUUUGCAGAUGACACAAUUCUGUUUGGGAAAGUAUCUCGGGCAGAGGCUAUGCAUAUUAAAAAAACAAUGGAGACUUAUGGCAAAAUGACGGGUCAGGAGAUCAAUUGUGAAAAAUCGGCCCUCACUUUCAGUCACAACACCCCUGAUACUAUCAAGAAGAUCAUCGCUCAAUGUUUGGGUAUCCCUCUUGAAAAGGGUUUGGGAAAAUACCUGGGGGUCCCUACCGAAUGGAGCAGAUCAAAGAAAGAAGUCUUCUCGGUUCUUGUGAGCAGAAUGGAAAAGCUUUGUCAAGCUUGGAAGGGUCUUGCUCUAUCUCAAGCAGGAAAGGAAACAAUGUUGAAAUCAGUCUUUCAGGGUUACCCCACAUAUAUUAUGUCCUGCUUCCUCCUUCCAAAAGGGACGACUAAGAAGAUGAAUUCACGCCUCAAUGCUUUCUUCUGGGGAGGGGACAUGGAAAAGAAGGCAAUCCCAUGGAGAAAAGGGAGCGUUUUAACGGCUCCUAAGCAGGAAGGAGGUAUGGGGUUUAAGGACUUCCAUCAAUUCAAUAUGGCCCUAUUGGUGAAACAAGGAUGGAAAAUUCUUAAUGGGAAGGAAGAGACAUGGAUCAAGCUUCUUAAGGGUCUCUAUUUUCCUUAUGGUGAUUUUAUGGAGGCUGAGAAAGGUAGGAGAAUCCCAAUUGGCACGGAUUCUUCUGAUGAUGACUGGGUUUGGCAUUUUUAGAGAUCAGGGUUGUUUUCAGUGAAAUCAGCUUACCAUAUUUUCAGGGAGUCAGAAAGAGAUCGGCUGGGGACCCCAAAUCCGAAUCAUCCUAACUGCACCUCAAAAGCUUGGAAAUGGCUUUGGAGUCUUUUUUUGCCUCCAAAGAUCCUCUCUUUUCUGUGGAGGAUAUCGAGGAAUGCGAUUGAUACGAAGGGGAAUCUAUGGCAUAGAAAAUGUAGUUCAUCCCCGCUUUACGAUGUCUGUGAAGGGGAUGUGGAGGAUGUGUGGCACUGCUUCUUCCGGUGUCCUCACGCUGCUAGAGUUUGGCAGAUCCUUCAGCCUUCGCUCUCUUUGCCCCAGGACCAGCCGCAUGUUGUUAUGUGGUUGUUGUCUAUCUGUGUUGGUUCCCCUACGGUCUCUAUACCUGGGGUCGUGGCUUGCCUUUGGGCAAUCUGGUUGGCCCGGAACGAGAGAGUCUUCAAAGGUGUCAUCCCCCGUCCUACAGUGACUUCAGCAAAUGCAGUUAGAGAUUUCUCUUUCUGGACGACUCCCUUUCAGCUUCCUACCCCCCCCCCCCCCCCCCCCCCCCCCCCCCCCCCCCGGUGUCCAAGCCCAACACCUCUCUAACCAUAACACACUUCGCCCACCGCCUAGUUCUUCCUAGUGGGAAAUUCACGGUGAUGGAUCUUUUAGAUCGGAAUCACAGGUGGUGGCUUAUGGGGACAUCAUUAAGAACUCCCAUGGGCAAGUUGUGGAUGGUUGUGUUGGCACUUUCUUCUGUUCAUCAGCGAUAGUUGCGGAAGCAAAAGCUCUAUUGACGGCGGUGAGAGCAGCAGUCUCCCUCCACGGUUCAGCCUCUAUCUUCUCGGACUGCAAGGUGCUUGUGGAUAUCAUUCAAGAUCAGCAUAAAGUAGGUCCUUGGCAAGUGAGAGCUUGGAUUCAGUGGAUACGCAAUCUGCUCAGAGUGAAAGUCGGAUUAUCUAUCUGCUUUACCCCAAGAUCUUGUAACAGAAGUGCAGAUUGGGUGGCAAAAGAAGCGGCAAACGGAUCUCUCCCCCAAGAUUGGAUCCAAGUGUUUAAUAUUAUUGAUCCGAUGUUAUAAUGUGGCUUUGCUUGUACUUUUUCGUUGAUGAAAUGGAAAUCACAUAUUGUAAAAAAG
This is a messenger RNA of Linum trigynum, 3105 nucleotides long. Lineage: Eukaryota; Viridiplantae; Streptophyta; Magnoliopsida; Malpighiales; Linaceae. The record is from the annotation of a GenBank genome assembly.